This is a messenger RNA of Culex pipiens pallens (northern house mosquito), 1522 nucleotides long. Its product is annotated as zinc finger protein 501-like. The transcript has 2 exons. Bases 22 to 1266 code for a protein of 414 amino acids. The record is from RefSeq and is a predicted model, not a curated record. Gene Ontology annotation, cellular component: nucleus. Gene Ontology annotation, molecular function: zinc ion binding. NCBI's taxonomy places the organism in Eukaryota, Metazoa, Arthropoda, Insecta, Diptera, Culicidae.
CCUAAGUCUAGAGUCCCAAUCAUGGAACCAUUCUGCGCUUUCUGUCUCCGCGCGAGUCCUGCCAACGUAGAGUUCUUCAAGCACGUCGUUGGCAGUACCGUCGAACUUCGCCAGUCGUUCCAAGCGAUGCUGGGGUACAACUUCCUUCUGGCAAACUUUUCCAUCUGCAAUCCGUGCUGGAAGCUCAUGCAGUUGGUCCAAGACUUCCGGACACGGUGCUUCAAAGCCAAUUCUUUGGUGGAACGAAUCGGGCAAGGCUUGAGCAGUGAGGAUGAUUGGUUCUCUGCGAAAAAUUUGGCCACCAUCGAGAGCGUCCGAAUGGUGAUCAAGGAUCAGAUGCAGCAAAUAGGACGUGUGGAUGUUACCUGGGACGAGUUUCAAUCAACUGAAUACGACAUGAACGUGGCACAGAAGGAGGAUCUUGUAUCUACGAUAGAUGUUGGAGAAGUUAAGAUUGAGAUCGAGACAGAAUCAGGCAGGGAUUCAUCAGAAGAAGUAUCGAGCUGCACAUCCAACGAGAAUGAACCGUUAUCAGAACAGAUUUCAUUGGAUGUACAAAAUUGCAACAAAUGCAAGCGAUUGUUCGUAAAUGAGAGAGCUCUUAGAGUCCAUUUGCAAAAAUGUACUGGAAAACAAGUUGCAGGACGUCUGAAAACGUGUCAUAUUUGUUCAGCUUCGUUUGUUCUCAAAUCUCAACUCCACGCACAUUUGAACAUCCACGAAGGAAAAACACCAUAUAAAUGCAACUGCUGCAAAAAAGCAUUCGUGUGUCCUAAGACAUGCGCAAAACACCAGCAAAAAUGCGUCAAACAAAUCCAGAGCUGCACGAUAUGCAAGGAAAAAUUACCCAACAAUAAACAGCUUAUGGACCACUACAGAAGGGUUCAUCCGGGAGAACAGCGGCACAAGUGUUUCCAGUGUGAGUUGCGAUUCACGGCCAAAUUCACGCGCCAACAACACGAACGCAGACACCAUCCGGAAUGUCUCACCGAACACAUCUGUCCGGAGUGCGGAAAGCGAUUUUCCCGCGAAGGGGACCUCAAGUACCACAUCAAGUAUCACCGGCUAGAGAGACCCCAUCAGUGUGAAAUCUGCCAGAAGCGGGUCACCAGCCCAAAGGCCCUCCAGGAGCACGUGGCCAGGAUGCAUCCCGAACUUGCGACCGAGCAAAGUUUGCGACGUGUGGCCCAGAUGCAGCGAGCAACGGACAAAAGGAAAGCACAGUACAGUAAGAAAGAUGUAAGAGAAGACAUUUUAAACAUUUGAUAAUGUUGAAAAUACAAUAGGGACAAGUUGUAAAAUACGGACACGAAAGCGUUGAAUCUUCAUUCGAGAACAGAAAACUGAUAAAGUCGGCAAGUAAACCCAAAAGAAACAGAAAUGUUCCAAAAUCUGUAAUUCUAAGAUUCCUUGGCUCAAGCAGUCUUUUUGAGUUCUAUAAAACAUAUUAAAAAAAUAGAAAAUAAAAAAUUACGCACCUCAAGAAACAGAUUUUCGUAUAUUUACGUACCCUUUUGUAUGA